UCGCGGUUUAUAGUUCCGCGCCUUUUUCACAUCAUCAGACUCCAUUCCCGAAGCUCCUUCGCUCUUCUCUCUCUCUCUCUCGGAAGGCGAAAUGGCGCGUAAACCUAGGCGUAAUGUGCCGGAGAUUCUAUGGAGGUCGUUCGGAGAAAGAGCCAAGAAUUUGAAGGACUCGAUAAUAGAUCUGAUUACUCGUCGGAGUAUCCAGCCGGAGCAAUGCCGAUGCCGGGGGCAGGGUUGUCUCGGUUGCAGCUGCGAUAAACCGUCGUUUCUGCUGCGUCCCGAUGACCCGAUCCACUACCGUAAACUUCUUCACCGAUGCUUCGUUGUACUCCACGAACAAACCCCUCCGCCGCCGAGGUUCUCGCCGACGUCUUGGGGGUCACAGAGAGAGAUUGUUGAGAGGAUGAUUGAAAUUUUGGAAUCUAGAUGUGAUUGUGGGAAUGUGAUAUGUGCCAGAUAUGACAAGUAUGAUCAGUCUAGCCCUGUUUUGGAGUUGUUGACAACUUCUUCUUGGGAGUUUCUUCUCAACCGGAUUGGUUCUGAUUUAAUGGUUUAUCUACUACAACACACAUCGAUAUUCUUACCUUUUCUAGGAAAGAAACACCAGCAAGUGUCAGGACCUCCUCUAUGUAUCACUCAAAAGGAGACCUUGUCAGUCCCCAACAACAAAAGAAAGAGUGACGAGAGCGUGGAACCAUCAAAGAAAAGGCAGCGGCUUUCUUCUACUGUCAAUGAAUGCCUUAAGGAAGACUCUGCAGCUGUUACGUCCAUAGUUUCCGUGGAUGUAGGCGGACAUAGAGAGGAGAAACCUAGAAAACGUUCAAGAUUGUAUCUUAAGCGUAGACGAAAGCAGAGAAAGGUCAAUUGCCUAAAAGUUGACGAUGAGGCACCUUGUGUAACUUCUUGUACAAAUGGUGAAGCCUCAAAUGGGAAUGAAGCUGAUGGAAGGAAUCUGCAAAUCAGUAUAAGUGGAAGUCUCACUGAUUUCACAAAGCAGGCCAAACAGGUGAAAAGAAAUAAACAUUUCAAGUUUGCCAACUCGGAAACGGCUUCAGUUAUACCACCAAAUCAUAUUUUGAAAACUUUAAGAGCCAACUGCUCUGAUUCAAAGUCCCUGAUGAACCAUAUAUUUGGUGAAGUAAGUGCUUGGUCCGCAGCGCCAUCUCAUGGCAAAGGCAAUUGUCCCAGUGGAUCUAUUUGCUUGUAUCAUUCACUGCUCAAGUCUCUUAAAGGUCUAAUUGGAAAAACAAAGUCCUCUCAGUUGAAAACGUUACUAGAUAAACACUGUCCUGUUCUCUUGCCACAAGAGGAUGCGUUGAAGUCAGCAAAUGCGACUUCUCAGAGUUCCUGGAGGCAAAACUCAGGUAAGCUGCCUCACGGAUCAAAUUCAGAGAAGGGCAAACCCAACAGUCACAAUGCCGAAGAAGGGAGGCUGUAUUGCACAAAAGACCAAGUAGUUUCUUUUAUUUGGGCCAUCUGUAAGUACAUUAUUCCAGAAGGUUUGCUUGGGACCAGUCAUCAGAUGAGAGUGCUUAGGAGAAACAUAGCCUGGUUUGUUUCUCGCCGAAGAAAUGAGAAAUGCACAGUGACGCAAUUUUUGCAUGGAGUGAAACCAUCAGAUUUCUCAUUCUUUGCCAGUAAACAGUUGUGCUGUAUGGUCAACGGACAUGCACACCAGAAUGAGUCCAUCAGAAGUACACAGCAGAUGUUGUGCACGAAAUGGAUAUCUUGGCUUUUCUUAGAGAUUGUCAAGAAACUGUUGCUCUUCAACUUCUAUGCAACUGAAAGGCAAGAUGGGCGGCUGGACAUCUAUUAUUACCGGAAGUGCAACUGGGAAAGGUUAAUACGCAAAGAGAUUACCAAAGCCCUUGAUGGAUAUGUCCAAGUGGAGAAUGCUGAAGCUGAAAGCAGAAGGAAAAAUCUGGGGUUGUCGAAGUUUAGAUUUCUACCAAAGGCAAACGGUGUGAGGAUGCUGUUAGAUUUUAGUUCCUCGUCAAGGUUGGAAUCUCUUCGUGAUACGCAUGCCGUUUUGAAGGACAUUCAGCAGAAAGAACCAGAUGUCCUCGGAUCAUCUGUUUUUGACCAUGAUGAUUUCUACAGAAACCUAGGCCCGUAUCUGAAACAUUUGAGGAGUCAAUCUGGGGAACUUCCUCCUUUGUUCUUUGUGGUUGCGGAUGUUUUCAAAGCAUUUGAUUCCAUCGACCAGGGUAAGCUACUUGAUGUUGUACAAGGUGUCCUGAAAGAUGAACAUAUCUUAAAAAGAUGUAGGUUGAUCAGCUGCGGGAAGAGAUCACAUUGGGUAAACAAUAUACUAGUCUCGACUGAUAAGAAUGCUACCGUUUCAAGAUUCACAUCAACUGUUCCAUAUAAUGCUCUGCAAAGUAUCAUUGUUGAUCAGGGAGAAAACCAUCUAGUGAGGAAAAACGAUAUCAUGCUUUGGAUAAACAACAUGCUAAAGAACAACAUGCUGCAAAUAGAUAAAAACUUCUAUGUACAAACAGCAGGAAUACCUCAGGGACACAGAUUAUCAUCUUUGUUGUGCUGUUUUUACUACGGGCAUCUCGAGAGGACUUUGAUCUACCCGUUCCUCGAGGAAUCCUCUAGAGAUGCGUCUGCUGCAGAAUGCAAUGGAGAGAAAGAGCUAAUCACUCGCCCAAGCUAUAAGUUACUGAGAUUUAUCGAUGACUACCUCUUUGUUUCUACCUCAAGAGAUCAGGCCACUAGAUUCUAUCAGAGGUUGAAGCAAGGGUUUCCAGAUUACAACUGCUUCAUGAACAACAAGAAAUUCUGCAUAAACUUCGAAGAUGAAGAAGAAUCUCAGAGUUCUUCUUCUAACAGGGUGUAUGUGGGUGGUAAUGAAGUUUCAUUUAUAAGAUGGACGGGUUUGCUUAUUAACUCCCGUACAUUCGAAGUUCAAGUUGACUACACAAGGUACUUGAAUGGCCAUAUAAGCUCAACCUUUUCGGUAGCCUGGCAGAAUAAACCACUUGGAAAUCUUCGGCAUAAAUUGCGUUACUUCUUGGUCCCCAAAUGUCAUCCCAUUCUCUUUGACUCGAACAUCAACUCGGGAGCAAUUGUCAGGUUAAACAUCUAUCAGAUCUUUCUGUUAGCUGCAAUGAAGUUUCACUGUUAUGUCUACGAGUUGUCCCGGUUUUGGAAGCUUCAUCCUCAAGCUUUGUCCAAAUUCAUCACAAGAUCUAUCAGGUACAUGUUCAAACUCAUAAAUAGAAGGACGCACAGAAUCAACACUGGUUCUAGUUUCAGACCAGUUCUUAAACUGUGCAAAGAAGAAGUGAUAUGGCUUGGCUUACACGCUUACAUUCAAGUACUGAAGAAGAAAAACUCCCGAUAUCGAACCCUCUUGAACUAUUUGAGAUCUGCGCUUUCGAAACUCGAUCUUUCUCUGAAUCUAUCGCCGGAGUUAGAGUAUGCAACGGACCGGUCAAACUCAUCUUGCAUUUGGAAACUGAGUUACUGAUCCCUCUAAGAUUGAAACUGGUC
Molecule: messenger RNA, 3501 nt
Organism: Brassica oleracea var. oleracea
Lineage: Eukaryota; Viridiplantae; Streptophyta; Magnoliopsida; Brassicales; Brassicaceae
Product: telomerase reverse transcriptase
Exons: 12
Coding region: 92-3478 (1128 amino acids)
Biological process (GO): telomere maintenance via telomerase
Cellular component (GO): telomerase catalytic core complex
Molecular function (GO): telomerase RNA binding; telomeric repeat DNA binding
Source: RefSeq, a predicted model, not a curated record